Puntigrus tetrazona (Sumatra barb) is the source of this 1753-nucleotide messenger RNA. Its product is annotated as GA-binding protein alpha chain-like. Gene Ontology annotation, molecular function: DNA-binding transcription factor activity, RNA polymerase II-specific; sequence-specific DNA binding. Gene Ontology annotation, biological process: cell differentiation; regulation of transcription by RNA polymerase II. The record is from RefSeq and is a predicted model, not a curated record. Lineage: Eukaryota; Metazoa; Chordata; Actinopteri; Cypriniformes; Cyprinidae. Gene Ontology annotation, cellular component: nucleus.
AUACACUUAAGAGGAAAACAUAUUUACAUAGUAUCUAAUAAAACGGUACAAUGCGUCGAUUUUCACACUUACGAACAGUUCAAGACAACACCGUUAUCUGCUGCUAGCUAUUAUUUUGCACAAAUAAUCAAAUAAAUACCUUUAUAUAUUAUAAUGUAUAGUUAAUAACCACACAGAAUGGGGAGUAUGUUGCUGUCAGUGGGCAGCGAGGCCUCCUGCUCAUCCCCGCCCCCAUUGCAAUGUUGACCAAAAACCAGCAUGAACAUUCACUCAACUUAUUAGCACACACAAAACUAUAGCCUCUGACUCCCAUCUUUAGUGCGAAAAAACUCCAACACAGCACUUACUGACCGGGAUAAAGAGUUGGACAAGGAGUUGAAGGGAUGUCUAAAAGUGAGACAGAGGAGAUGAUUGAAAUUGAGAUUGAUGGUCGGGAGAAACAGGAGUGUCUAGAGGAAGGGAUUGAGGAGCAAACCAUCACAGCAGCUGAAUUGAUUACCCAGGAUAUUGACAUCAAUGAGCCGAUCGGUAACCUGAAGAAGUUACUGGAGCCUCGUCUUCAGGUCCCGCUGGAUGGAUAUGACAUUUGUCUGCAGGACAUCCUAUUGCAUCCUGAUCACAGCCUGUUCGAUCAAGGAGUGAAGACAGAUGGCACAGUACAGCUCAGCGUGCAGAUUGUCACAAAACAGGGUGAAGAGAAAUUGAAUAUUUUGGAGAUUGUGAAGCCAGUGGAGACCGUGGAGGUGGUGAUUGAUCCAGACGCAGCUGCUGGCGAGGAAGCUCAUCUGGUGGAGGAUGGACAUGUGAUUGCGGUGGAGCGAGGCUCCAUUCCUGAUGAGACUUCAGAGCAGGUGACACGCUGGGCGGCUGCACUGGAAGGGUACCGCAAGGAGCAGGUUCGACUGAACAUUCCCUAUGACCCGGUGCAGUGGACAGCAGAUCAGGUGAUCCACUGGGCAGUUUGGGUUAUGAAAGAGUUCGGCAUUGAGGAGAUGGAGGUGGGUGGCAUACACAUCGGUCGCCAGCUCUGUGGUUUUAGUCAGGAGGAGUUUCUUCAAAGAGUGCCCAGCGGAGAAAUCCUGUGGAGCCACUUGGAGCUUUUACGCAAGUAUGUACUUGCCAGUCAGGAUCAGGGUCAGGAAGCAACAGUCACCAUUGAUCAACCUGUGCAGAUCAUUCCUGCCCCUGUGCAGCAGGCCACACCCACAGCCAUUAAGGUGAUGAAGCACAACAAAACACCCCGAGCCCGAUCUCAGGAGAGGAGCGCAGCUCCUGGCAACCGCACAGGUAACAAUGGUCAGAUUCAGCUGUGGCAGUUUCUCCUGGAGCUGCUGACGGAUAAGGACUCUCGGGACUGCAUUUCCUGGGUCGGAGAGGAGGGCGAGUUCAAACUCAAUCAGCCUGAGCUGGUAGCUCAGAAAUGGGGCCAGCGCAAGAACAAGCCCACCAUGAACUAUGAGAAGCUAAGCAGAGCUCUCAGGUACUACUACGACGGAGACAUGAUCAGCAAAGUGCAGGGCAAGCGCUUUGUCUACAAAUUUGUGUGCGACCUGAGGACUCUGAUCGGAUACAGCGCUGCAGAGCUCAACAGCCUGGUGACGGAGUGUGAACAGAAGAAACUGGCCCGGGUGCAGCUGCACGGCCUCGGCCAGCCCGUCAACACAGUCACGCUGGCCACCGCCACAGGCCAGCCCGUUACCACAGUCACCCUGGCCGCAGCAGCUUUAGAGAAAGACAGUUGAGGAGGAGUGGC